CUUCUACUGCCUGGGAAUGUUGAUAUGCCUAGGUUGAGUCGUCGCGAAUGCACCCAGCUAACAGUAACUGUCUCGACUCUGGCCAAUCGGAGUGUGCGAUAGACCGGAAAAGGCUUACAUAAUCUGGCGGAAAUUCCGUGAUUUCUCAUCACAAAAAUCUCCAAGGGGACGGAAAAGCUACAAUUCACGACACAGGAACUCACCCAGCCACUAGUUCUAGUCGUGGCGAUGGCUUCUGAGCCAGUCGCAUCGGGGCCUGGCGAGGCCAACCCGGAGAACCCCGCAAUGGCAGCCCCAGAUUCUAAGAUCGACCACGCCGCAUCUAUCCGAUACUGGAACAGCGUCGCUGCCAACUCCAACACCAUGCUGGGCAUGCUGGGGAGCUACCCCUGGUAUACACGCAUUGAUCUACGCGGCUCGAAAAGUUUUCUUUCCAAGGUCCGACGAUUGGUGCCCGGUUGCACCACCGAAGGGAAAUUGAAGCUGGGAGCUGACUGCGGUGCGGGGGUGGGGCGCGUCACGGAGGGGUUCCUCAAGGAUGUCUGCGAAACCGUGGACGCAGUCGAGCCGGUCGAGAAAUUCACCCAGGUUAUACACGACAGCGCUCUGAAGCGAUCUGGUGUGGUGGGCGAUAUUUACACCGUCGGUUUGGAGGGGUGGUACCCGGAGAAGAAAUACGACCUGAUCUGGACUCAAUUCUGCGUGGGACAUUUAACCGACGUGCAGUUGGUUGAGUACUUUGUGCGGUGUCGUGAGUCUUUGACCGAUACGGGAAUCGUGGUUGUCAAGGAGAACCAGUCGACUGAUCUCAAUGGAAAUGAUAUGUAUGAUGACGAGGACAGUAGCGUGACGAGGACGGAUGAAAAGUUUAAAGAAAUCUUCAAGCAGGCUGGAUUGAUCCUUGUCACAUCCGAAUUGCAGCUCGGAUUCCCGAAGAAUUUCAAGCUGCUUCCUGUGAGGUUCUAUGCUCUGCGGCCGAAGAGUUGAACUCACUUUCCAACAUUGUCACGCGCCUUCAUACCUCAGGAGUUAGAUACCGGAGUGUCUGGAUAUACCCAACGG
Aspergillus pseudonomiae is the source of this 1062-nucleotide messenger RNA. RefSeq names its product N-terminal protein methyltransferase. Gene Ontology annotation, molecular function: N-terminal protein N-methyltransferase activity. Gene Ontology annotation, biological process: N-terminal protein amino acid methylation. The coding region runs from base 229 to 987 and encodes 252 amino acids. NCBI's taxonomy places the organism in Eukaryota, Fungi, Ascomycota, Eurotiomycetes, Eurotiales, Aspergillaceae. Gene Ontology annotation, cellular component: cytoplasm. The record is from RefSeq and is a predicted model, not a curated record. The transcript has a single exon.